Parasteatoda tepidariorum (common house spider) is the source of this 10964-nucleotide messenger RNA. RefSeq lists its product as uncharacterized. NCBI's taxonomy places the organism in Eukaryota, Metazoa, Arthropoda, Arachnida, Araneae, Theridiidae. The record is from RefSeq and is a predicted model, not a curated record.
UAAGUAUUAUGGUGAAUAUAAAGAAAUAAAAAAUACAUUAAAAAAAGCACGUAAAAUGCAUGCAGAGUAAACUAAAUUAGCAAUGUACCGAGUUAGAUUUACUCGGUGGUGUUCGAUCAUUGUCGUUACGUCUCGGCUUAAUUCAGAUAAGUGCAGACAGGCGGACUGCCGAUAGACAGUGCGGUUUGUUGUUUUCAAUUUGACUUUCGGUUUGACUCGAUUCGAUUGACGAAGAUAGUGGUAGAGCAAUAGUCGCUACAACGUAAUGGCCAGAAAGGUAAAAUUUAAUACUCUUUUUUAGCCUUUGUAGUAAAUUUUUUUAUUUAUUUCUAGUAUUUACCCACAGAAUAAAAGAUGAGUAAAAAAAGAGAAUGCAAAUUUAAUGAAGAGCUAAGCAGAGAAUUUCCAUUUAUUAAAAAAACCAAAAUAGACUAUAUGGUACGGUGUGAUAAAUGCAAUGCUGAAUUUUCGGUCUCACAUGGUGGAAAAAACGAUAUUACUAAACAUCUAGCGACAAAGAGGCACAAAAGAUUUUUGAAUAAUGCCGCUUCCUCGUCUGAAAUGGAACAGUUUUUUCGCACUGCUAGCUUUGGCAACACGGAAAAACAGCUAGCAUUAGCGGAAGGGCUAUUUGCUUUCCACACCAUAAACCUUGAUCUCGAAAUCAAAGUUUCAGAUCAAUGAAUUCUACGUCGCAAAUGAUCAAAACAUUAUACGACAAAAAAUAUGCAUGUGCAAGGACAAAAACCGAAGCAAUUAUUUGUAAUAUUUUUUCACCAUAUUCGUUUUCACAAUUGCAGAAAGAAUUAGAAAAAUGCGCAUUUAUAUCCAUGAAUUCUGAUGCUUCCAACCACAAAGAUUUAAAAUUAUUUCCCACAAUUGUUAGAUUUUUUGAUCCAGAAACAGGAAUUAAAUAUAGAAUAUUAGAUUUUGUUUCAUUGCCGAGUGAAACUUCACAAAUAAUUUUUGAUUCACCAAAGAUCUUUGUGGGUGCCUCCUCCUCCUGAUAGAUUUGAGACAAAGCCUCACAUGAAAAGGUCUCCAGCCUCUCUCGAUCAUGUGCCACGAUGUGCCUUAAACCCACAAGACAGUGCAAGCACAGGAAAUUCUCGAAAAGGUGACGGAAAACCUUUCUCUCGAUUUCCUGCCAACCGAGGCUCUGGUAGUGGCCACUCACACAAUGUACAAAGGCCCAUAAAGCAAGAGUAUUCCUCUGCUCAAGAGUGGAAUAGCACAUUUGACAACAGCAAUACUUCUUGGGAGAGUGAAUGGCCCCCUCCUUCGAGUUCUCCUUUUGCCAAGCAACCCCAAAGUGGAGGAGGUUAUUACAAGCAAAGAAGCACACCUUUAUCCUAUCAUUCCUCCAGCAACGACUGGUCUACAGGUGAUUCAUCUACCAGUAGUUCUGCUCCAUCAAGUUAUGGUGGUAUGUCUCAGCAGCCAGCAUCAAGUGCCUCUUACUAUGAGAACAAUAAUUUCUAUGGUGGUUACAAUUAUGACUCCAAUAACCCAGGAGGUUAUAUGCAACCUCCCUAUAGGAGCUCACACCAUCCAUACCAUCAUCCUGCUGUGAGGCCAUGUGAUCCAUACAAUGGCAACAGAAAUCCGUCCAGUUGCCCUCCAUCUCAAGUGAAGCAGCCCGAUUAUAGUCAACGAAAUUCAAGAUAUGGAAUGGAUAACACUUUCAAUAAAAUGCAAAUAAAAAAAGAACCUGAAGACUAUGCAGAAACAGAAGGAGAUAAUUUUACAUCUCUUUUUACUAAAAGCUUAACAUCCCUGUAUUCUGAGGAUCCAGAUAAUGCCUACAGGGAAGAAGGCAAAUCCUAUGAACCAGAUAUUAUUGUAUGCUCACCUACCCCUCCUACUAUGUCCAACAUGGAGGAGUCAUCAGCUAACUAUCAACGACUGGCGCCAUCUAGUGGGCAUUACAACUCCAACCCUGGAAACUAUCAAGGGCCAAGAAACAAUAAUUUUUCUUUCUAUGAAAAUAGAACUCAGAACUCUGAGCAUUCUGCAGAUGUAGUUGAACUGGGUUCUGAAAGUGAACGAGCUAAUUCAUUUAGGUAUGACAGACCCUCAUUUGAUGAUAUGCAUUUGUAUGCUUCCCCUAAUGAUACCAAAAAUCAGGCUAAGAAACGUAAACUUUCAAUGCCAAAUAUUACUCCUGAAACAGAUGGGCGUAGAAAAGCUCCACGUUUGUCAUCAUUUAAAAGUGAUUCACAAUGGACACCCAAUUCAUUCAUAUUUAGUGAUAUUCAAGUAAAACGAGAACCAGAGGAUGAUUAUCCAGUUCUUGAAAAAGAAUCCCAAAAUAAUAAAUUGUUAAUGCAAGAUAGCUCAUUAAAUAGUAAUGGAAAUAGCAAUAAUAAAAGUCCAUCACAGCAAUCAGAUCACAAACCAGCGCCUAGAAAAAGAAGCCCUGCAGCCACUUGCUUUGAUCGUUUUGAAAAAAAAUCAACUCCAACCAAUAAGAAGGUGUCUCCUUUAUCUCUUUAUGCCAAAGUCCAAGAUAGCAUUGUUUUAAGUGUCAAAUGCAGGCGUUACAAGAAGAGAACAAAACCCAUUGUUAACAAGGAAGAAGUUGUUUAUCCUGGUAGGGAGGAAAUCGAAAACUGGAAAAGAACUGGAGCCUAUAGUCAAACUCCUGACCAUGCUGUUCGUAUUUUAAUGGGAGAGCUCCUAGAAAGAGUAUCUCAAAUUGAUGGAAAGAACAUUACUAAUGGACCAGACUUAAUGCAGCUGGAUCCCCUAAAAGUUCGGGAAUUAAUUUUUCAAUUUUGUCAGAGGUACUCAAUUGAUUUUAGGGACUUUGAAGAUAUUAAUACUGUCUUAAAGCCUCGAAUAGUUCAAGAUAAAAUGGCAAAAAACUCAGAACGGGCUUCCGCCAUCCGAAAAAGGACCAGUAAUUCUCCAGUUCAGCAAGAAGCUAAAGAACUGGCUAGUAAAACGACGAAAACAGAAAAGGUUGGCAGGAAAGCUAACAAAGUGGGUCUUAAACCGACGGCAAAAAGAAUUUUACGAAACUUACCAGGUCGAGAGCAGUUACCAGAAGAAACACUGGAGACUGAAAUUAGACAAAGCCGUAAGCGUACUAAGACUCCCGUUGUUAGAAGGCGGUACUCUACAAGAAGCGCCAAAGAUAUGAAUAGUAAAGAUAGCGAUGUUGAUAUUGUUAUAGAUUCAUCUACAGAUGGUGAGAGCGAGGCCGGCAAGGAAGCGGAAGUCCCAAAAAAAUCUGAUAGACUUAAAAAUAAGCAACCGGUUGUAGAGAAGCCGGCCAAAGAUAAAAGCUCUGAUAGAACGGUAAAUGUCUUUAAAGAAAUGAAAAAGAUUGAAUCCAAUUCGAAAUCUAAAGAAAAAAGUAAGGAACGUGAAAAAUCUAAAGACUCUGUUAAAUUAACUCCAAAAAAGAAAUGGUCACGUUCUAAUAAUGAUUCCCGUGGAAUCUUGCGUUCAUCUUCAAUUGAAAUUGUUGACAUUACAAGAAGUGAUUCUUCAAGUCCCUCUGAGCCUAAUAAAGAUGUGGAUGAAUCACAAGUUUCAUCAAAGCGCAUGAAAAAGUUCAAUAGGAAAUCUAGAAACUCAUCAACAGGGUCUAAGGACUCAUCUUUAAAAUUCAUUGACAAAUCUGGUUUGGAUGGCUCCAAAAAGCAACCUAAAGAUCAAGAUAAAAAGCUUGAACAAAAUAAAAGUCGAUCGCAAAGUGGAAAUAGCAUUAAGAACAAAAAUAAUACUAAAAAUUCAAAAGACUAUACUAAAUUAGUGAGCAAUGAUGUAUCAAAUUGUAGUGUAACAAGGAGGAGACGAUUUAGAUCAUCUAAGUUUAAUGAAAUUGAAUUUGAUAUAUCUAAUAGCAGUUUGAGUAAGAUUUCAAAACAGAAAGAAUCCAAAUCAGCAAAAAAUAACGAAAUAAAUGUUGCAAUAGAACAUAAAACAGAUAGUUCUAAGAUGAAAAAAGAAAAUCAGCAGCCUGAUAUUAAUAAAAAAACUAGCAAUUCUCUUCAUGCUAAAAGGAAAAAUAGUGAUGUAUUAUCUAAAUCAAAAAAGGGAUCUGAAAAUAUUGGAGAAAGUGACAAAGUAAAGAAUUCUGUUCGUCAAAACAAUGCAUCAGAAAAAGAAACGACAAAGAAUGAAGAUGCACAAACUUUAAAUAAAAAUCUCAAACUACCUAAUACAAAAGCUGAUAAUUCUAAAACAAAAAAGUCCAAUGAUGAUGAUAGGGACAGUUCUCAUGAUGACAUAAAAAAUACUGAUAAAAAGGAUUUGUUGGAAAGUGAAGCAACAGUGAAUGGGAAAUUGAGUGCCUUGUCAAGGAGUAGCAAAACAAAACCAUUGCAAAAGCAAACUGAUGAACCUUCAAAUGAAGUUGAUAACUCUUCCUUUAAAUUAGUUUCUAAAAUUAAAGAACCUUUAUCUUCUGUUUUAAAAGAACCAAAACAUAUUGUGUUUUCAAACAAAAGAGGAAGUAAAGUUGUACAGAUAGCAGUUAAUAAACCUGAUAUCAUUAAAAAUUCAUUUUCUGAGGAUACAGAAAACAUUAAUAAUGAAGACAAGGCAGCGAAAAACUCCGCUCAGUUGCAAAUUAAAAAAUUAACUCGAAGACAAAGCUCUCAACAUUCUGAUUCUGAACCUCAGGUAGUUCUUAUGAAGUUACCCGAUGUUCACAUAAAUUCAGAGAAAAGCACUAUUCCACUUGAGUUUUUUGAGCGUUAUGUUUCAAAAGAGAUUAAUAGAUAUUAUGUUCCAGAGGAAGUCAAAAGCAAGAGUUCAGAUGACAAUUCUAGUGUGGGAAGUCCACCAGAAUUGGUGUGUAUGGAAGAUGUGUGCAAAGAUGUCAAGGCGAUGGAACAAGACAACAUAUCUAAAAUGAACUUAGACCAAAAAGAUGAAUUAUCAUCACCUCUUCCUCUUAUACACUGCAAUGAACCAAUAACUUCUGAAAAGAAAAAAUCUAACAAAGGAAUGACACCCAUAAAGCAGCUGCGUUAUUCAGCAGAUUCGGAAGAUUCAGAUUAUGGAUUGGUCAUUGAUUUAGAUAGGAGGACUUCUGUUGAGGAAGAAUCUUAUACACCUGCUGGUUCCACCUGCAAUGAAGAUAUUAAGAAAGCAUCUCAAAACUGUAAUUCUGAAGAUUUUCCUAUUUUUGAUAGAACUGCAGUAAACAAUCAGUCUGAAAUGAGUUGUGAUGAGAAUAAGGAACAGAAUGAAGUGAUGGUUGAGUUAGCUAAAAAAUCAUUUUCUGAAGAAACAUUUGAAAGGAAAUCAAUCAUUGUUAACAAUUGCCUAAAAUCAGAAAGGACAGAAUCUCAAGAUGCUAUGUCAGAAAAUGCUUCUCUCGAAACUUCUGCUAAAACUGAAAGUUGUGAGCAUGCUUUAAUGGAAGGAAAGUCUGAACAAAUGAACACUCAGCAACAAAAUAGAGUUGAAUCUAUUCUCCGUUCACUGUUGUUAGAAAGGACAAGUGAUGGGAGUACAAGUUCAUCUCAGCCAUCUACUUCUUCUGGUUUAUCUAAAGACUCAAAAGCCAGGAUUCAUGAAGAUGUUAGGCAAUUGUUGCUAAGCCAAGGAAAGCAAGAUUCCUUUUUAGCUGAUCCUGAGAUUCUUGAUCCUCAAACUUUGUCAGAUGAAGUUCAAUCAACUUAUGAGGAUUUAAAAAUGGCUCUAGACCAGUUGCCAGACAUUAAUACCAAUCUGUUGUCCGAUACAGAAGAUUGGGUUUAUGAUUCCAAAAUAUUCAAGGAUAAGCUUGAAAGGUUGAAACAUGAAAUCAUGUAUUUGCAAUGUGUGGCAUAUCAAAAGGAGAAAGAACGCCUUGGCAUGAUUUGUUUAAAGAGGGAACCCCUUGAAAAACCAGCAAUUCUGAAAGAAAAUGACUUUUUGACAACAUCUUGGGAAAAAUUGUGCUAUUUGGUGCAAAACCUGGAAAAUUGUAUAAAGAGCCUAGAAAACAACCUCUUUCCUAAAUACAUGGAAGAAGUGAUGAAAAGAUUGAUAAAAAAGUAUCAUAUGGAACAAAUGAAAUUCAAGAGACAAAAAAAUGGUGAAUCUUCAACAUCAUACUUGUCAUCUGAACCUUCAACAUCUAGUGGAACCAAUGAUUAUCAAUCACACUCUUUACUUUGCCGUCAUUUUCUUCAAAUGGCAUCCAUUGCAUUGUCCAUUGCCAAAAGUGGAGUGGCUGCAGCUCUAAUGGCGAAUGAAGAAAGGUCUUCAUUUUUGUCUGGGGAACAGUUGCCUACCGUGGAAUCUAUGGUUGCCAAUGCGACUGAAAACUAUGGAAUUGAUAUGCGAAUUGUAAAAAAAUGCAAUUCUUCUGUCAAACAGACUAUUCUGGAACAGGUUUUGUCAUCUAAAGAGCCAACUUACAGUCAAACAGGGACUUCUUCGUCAAAUAGUGAUGUAAAGAAUUCCAAAUUGAGUUCCCUUUCACCACAGAAAUCGAGUAAAACACCAAAACCUAUACCUUCCAGUAAUGAAUCUCCUUUCAAACCAUUUUGUCCACCUUCAGAAGCGGCUGAUGAUGCUCUGCCGCACAAGAUUUUGCUCAAAGCUCUGUCUAAAGACUCAGGCAACAGUCAAAAUCCUAGUCAAUCUUUACAAACUGUGAAACCAGAGGUGAAAAUAACUACACCAAGCUAUCCAUCAACUAGUUAUCAAGAGGACUAUCCGUUGGAUUUUUCAUUAGAUAAAAAAUCAUCAAACAUUCCAUCUGCUUCAGGAAGCCCUUUUGGCGAGAAACAAAAAAGCAGCUCUAAAUCUAGUCUCAAGCAUCAUUCAAACAUAUCUUACUCAAUCUGGAAAAGCACACAUCCACCAAAAAAUAAAGCAGCAUCCAUAGAUUUAAGGGUGGUGGAUCAUGUGAAAGAAACUAUUUCACCUUCUAAAAACUCAUCUGCCAGUUCGCGUUGUUCUAACAGUCCAAACUUUGCUAUGAAAUCCUCAUCAGCCAAUCAUCCUGACUUAUCUCAAAAACACAUGUCAAACAGUUUCCACCAGCAAAGAUCAGGGGGUGCUAAUCAGUUAACUACAAUAGCUAAUCAUCCAAAAAUGCCACCAGAAUCAGUGUCUUAUCAACACAAAACGGAACGAGGUCAAACUGAUGAACGUUUAGUGAAAGCAAAUUUUGACCAAAAAUAUAUAGGCAAGAAAGAAGAAGAACGGCGAGCAAUGUCCUAUUCAUCAUUAGUCACAUAUGGGGGGCAAAACACUGCCCCGAGCAUACCACCAGGGAUGAUGUCUCCUAAUGGCAGUCCGUAUAGAUGCAUGGGGUGUGGUAUAUCUGAUGCCAAGUUCCUUUGUUCCGGAUGCAGAGAACAUUGGUAUUGCAGUGCACAAUGCCAGAACAUGAGAUGGCCUGAUCAUGCAUUGGCUUGUCCUGGAAAUAUGUACAGCAGUAAUGCAGGAUCAAGAUAUGUUCGAAGUCCUAAAAAUUCUGAACAUUGACAUUUUACCAAAGGAAAAAAAAAUCUGUAAAUUUUAUUAAUUAAUAUGGGAUGACCAGGCUAAAGGUUAUUUUUCAGUUUUACAAAUUUUGUAAAAAAAAUAUUAGCUGAAAGGAAAUAUUUAUGUUUCGCAUAAUAACAGAAACAUUUAAUAUCUGUGUUAUUUAUCUGGAGUUAAAAGUUUAAAAAAAAUCUUAUUUUUAAUCGAUCAUUCAAGAAAAUAAUAAUGAAUAAACAUUAUUUAAAUUUCCUGAUGUAAAAGUAUAUGUCUUUAUUAGAAUUUGAUGUACAUACUAUUUACUCUAGUUGAUAAAAAUUUUGUAUGUAAUAUAUAAAUAUCUAUCUUCAGGUAUACUUGUUCUUAUUUUCAGCGAAAUGGGUGGUGGCUUGCAUGAAUGAAAGGUAUAAAUGUGGAUAAUGGAGUGGCAAAAUUUCUAUUUUUUGAUCUCUAAAAUUAUCAUUAUAAACUUUUGAUUUUUCUUACCAUAUGGAAUUACAAAUUCAUUUUUAGAUUAUUUCUAGAAUAUUCAAAAUUUGUUACAAUAAUUUUUAUGAAUCAUCGGUGUUUCUCAUAAUACAUCUCAACAAACUUUUGCAAUUAUGUAUUGUUUACUUCAAGAUAACAUUCUUCCUGCUAAUAAACUGAAAAUGUGCCCAACUCUAACUGUACAUUUUUAAUAAAAGUUGAAAUACCCAAAAUAUCUCAUGAGAAGAAAGAAUUAAAAUGCUUGGAAUAGUCACAAAUAUAAAUUUUGGGGAAAUAUGACCUCCUUACUUAUAAAUAACACCUUGUCUGGCCAGUAAAAUUUUCCCUAUAUAUUCCCUUUGGAAGGAAUUUUAAUUCAACACAUUGCAUUAUUUUAUUGGGUUGUCAAUGAAAAGAUGAACAAUAUUAUCACUUAAAUCAUUCUGCUGGCGGGGAAAAGUUAAUGAACAAAAAUUUGAAAUUGAUGCUAAUCUAAGACAUUUAAUCGUUUUCUUUCACUUAUAGAACAUUUUGUCGCUCAUGUGUGUAAAACUUGAGAAUAUUAAUAAUUGUGAUUAUAAUAUUUCCUAUCAUGACAGUAGAAAAUAGAAAAAGCAAGUGCAUAAGUUCAGGGGAAAAAAAAAAACAUAACAUCUCUUUUCUUGUGAAUUUUCUGAUUCUAGAAGUAGUCUAUGUGUAAAUAUUUAGAUUAUAGAGUUUGUAUAUUUAGUUGUAGAUAUAAUAAAAUCUGUUUUUACAGUUCUGGUAAGAAUUGUGCCAUUUUUAACUUUCUUUUAUACAGUGUAUAUGGUCAUCCCAUAUUAAAUAACUUUUUAUCUGAAAUGAUAUUAUUCUGUAUACUGCCAAAAUUGUGUAUUACCUGUUAAUUAUUGAUUUAUUAAAAUAUCAUAUCCUUAUGCCACAUUCAGAAUUAUUCUGAUUUUCAUUCUGUAUAAUUUAUUUCAUCAUCUGAUGGAUGUUUUGUGCCAUUUAAAUGUGGAUUUUUUUCUGUCAUAACGAUAAUAAAAUUUCAAACAAUAUCAUUUUUAUACAUUGUUUUAAACUUUAUUUUAUUAUUUUGUAAAAUGCUAACUUAAAUAAACUUUGUUUUUCCUCUAAGUAUUAAAAGUAUCAGUUCAACAUUAUUAAAUUAUAUCCACUUUUUAAUCAUCCAAAUAUAACUUUAAUGCAACAUUUUGUGCACAGCAAGUUUUUUAAACUUUUCAUAAACUGAAUAUUAAUUGUUAUAAAAGUUUUGAUUCUCAUUUUUCUCUCUCGUUUAUUUAUUGUUUUCUAUGUAACUAGAGAUGAAUUAUUAUUUAAGUUCCUAAACUUUCUCAUCUUUUUAUUCAACUGUAUUAUGCUUAGAAAGUCAGGCAAAUUGAGCUUUAUAAAUGAAAAACAAAUUAAGAUGGUGGUCCAAAGAAUAUCAUUUCAAAAAACUCUUUAUUAAUACAUAUAGAUGUUUUUGUAAGAUUACUUGUAAAUAUGUGUAUGAAAUAGUUUUCAUUGCUGUGCAAGCACCGUGUAUUCAUUAAUUUUUCGCACUUAGUUGUAAUAAUUAACAGACCAAGUUUAUAGUAAUUGUUCUCUGUAGUAGUAAAAUCAUAAGUAUUAGGAUUUCUAAAUCAAAACAGAGCUCCGUUUUACCUCUAGUUUUUUUCUUAUUAUCUUUUCUCUUGAUUAAUUGAUUUGUGCCAUCUUUUCUUUUGAUUAAUAAAUAUUUUGAUAUUGGUGAAAUAAAAAUUUUAUUUUUUAAAAAAUUUUGCAAUUUUAAUACCUAAUAUUCAUAUAGUCGACUUACUUAAUUUAAAAUGUUAGUGUUUGAAGUAGUUAAGAACUCUUGUAUAUUAUUGCCUUUUAUUUCAUGUACAGAAUAGUUCUGGUUAAAUUUUAAUAUCAAAAUAUGUAAUUAGAAAAUUUCUAUAUUUCCUUAUAUAUUGGAUUGUUUUUCCAAUUUUUACAUUGUUUUGAAAUUUUCAUUACUCUAAAGAAAUGUGCCAUCAUUCUUUAAAAAUUAUUGUAUUCAUUAUUAAUCGCAUUUGAUAAUUUUAUAUUACCAGUGUUGAUAAUUAUGGUAUUUUAGUAUUUUUCCUAAGACAGUAUUUUAAAUAUAUCGUGAGAAUUUUUAAAAUAUCAUUAUCACAAUGAUUUAAUAAUAAUGACAUUUCAUAAUUUUACCCAGCUCUAAAUCAGAUAUUAGAUUUUUUCUAGGUUAAAAAAAAGAAAUAUAAAACGUGUUUUUGUUUAAUUUUAACUAUUCUAAAUACUCUUUUUUUUUCAUUAAGAAAAUUACCAAUGAUGCAAUAGCUUUUUUUGGUAAUUAUAAUUAAAAUUUUGUUAUUUUAAAACAUUAGGAAUUGUUAUUUGUUUAAAAGAUUAUAAAAUAUUUUUGUUCACAUCUGUUGAAUAGAAUUAGUGCAAUUUUUACGUAUUUAUUGUGUUAUGUAAAAAAAGGAAGAAAAAAAAAUCACAUUAAUUAAUUUCAUUUUUGUAGAAUAUUAUGAAUAUCUAAAUUUCAAAUCUUUAUUAAUUUACUGAACUGAAACAUGUUGAUAAUUAAAUAUGUUUAUUGUGGUUUAAUUAUUUAAGUAAAAAUGGUAGAAAAUGAAAAUUUUGUAUUCUACUCAUAUUUCUUAGGUCCAGCAAUUUUUGAAAUGACAUUUAAAUUUAAAAAUUAAUGUUAAAAAAUAAUAAUAAAAAUUAAUUAUUGAAAAUAAAUUUUAAAAAAGUGCUUGUGUUAAUUUGACAUAUUGAAUUGUGUUAUUCUAUAGCUCAUAUAAUUGCAGUAUUUCUUUUUAAAACAAGACAUGGUUUAUCCAACAUAAAAAGUCAGCAAUAUUAUUAAAAAUUUUGUUUCAUUACCUUUUAAACUAAUUUGUGUACAUAAAAUAUUUUUCAUGUGUUUAGUUAGAAUCCCUCCACGUGUGCUUUUGUGUGCCAGUAUGAAAGUUCUUAUGCGAUAUUAAUUCUAUGUAUCUGUUGUGUUUGCUUAACCAGUGCAAUAUGUUGGCUAAUGAAUGUAAAAAUAAAAUGAAUCUACUGUUACUUAUUUA